Molecule: messenger RNA, 6902 nt
Organism: Lytechinus pictus (painted urchin)
Lineage: Eukaryota; Metazoa; Echinodermata; Echinoidea; Temnopleuroida; Toxopneustidae
Product: ATP-binding cassette sub-family C member 9-like
Exons: 32
Coding region: 334-5019 (1561 amino acids)
Biological process (GO): transmembrane transport
Cellular component (GO): membrane
Molecular function (GO): ABC-type transporter activity; ATP binding; ATP hydrolysis activity
Source: RefSeq, a predicted model, not a curated record
AUUGUGACUUGGAUUUUUGUAGUUUUGACACUAAACGACCUUCGUGCUUUUGUGGGUAGUUCAGGUUCAUGCACUGUGCUUUACGUUGUCUAUUAAUGAUUCACAAACAUUUGAGAAAUAGUCGCAUUAAAAGGCGCUUGAAAAUAUCUGGAAGGGUCUGGAACCGGUAUAAACAGAACAGUGUCUUGCUUGGUGUUUCACCUGCGAUUUCAAUUUCAGUUUGUUUUAUUCAAUAUUUGUACACACUGUGCCUGGAAACCAUAUCUGAUCAUCGUGUUUUUGAGGAUCGAAGUUCAUUUGUAAUUGUCAAGUUUAACAAGGACUUCGGUGAUCAUGUCUUCUGAAUGGGACUGGUUUUGUGGUGUGAACUACACUCUUAAUUCUGGCACAGGAUUGAACAACUCGUGUUUAAUCAACGGCAUCAUCGUAGUCCCACAGCUAGGUUUCGUCGUUAUUUCAUCUCUCAUCCUCACUUUCCUCGCCGUCUGCUCUACAUCUGAGAGACAAAGCUGUUCCAAGUAUCUCCUGCGUCUUCCAGGCCACACCCCAAGAUGGCUUCUGACCUACGUCCUUCUUGUCCUAACACUCUCCUUCUUAGCAGAAGGUAUUCUGACCAACGAUACCUACCUCGCCAACUCCUUGCCACAUCAACCACAUCUCUAUGUUGUAGGAGUGACGAUGUUUCUUGGCGCAAUACUAUCCAUUGUUUAUUACCACAUGAUGGAGAAAUGGCGUGAACGUCACAUGGCUUGGCUUCUUGUCGUGUACUGGAUGGUAUCGUUGCUGUCAAUGAUCGUUUACAUGAUUCAUAUUGUAAAUAUCGGAGAGGCAGAAUGGACAAGAGUUAGAUUUGACUUGGCACUCGGGCUUAUCUUCCUGAUGACCAUGAUGGUCAUUAUCGAGACAGUACUGUGUACUAGCAUGUUUGGCGCAUGCGUGGAUUUUCAAAGUCCUCCGGCUGACACGAAAAAGGAGAAUAUGAACUUCUUCCAUGACUAUGCAGCCUUGCCUUCGUCCUUGACAUAUUGGUGGAUGGACUGGCUAUUUACAUUGGGUUACAGAAAACCGAUUGAACCAAGUGAUCUAGGCAGUAUUCCUGACAAGCAUACAUCAGAUGCCAUCCAUGCAAGAUUCAAGAAGAACUACCUUAAAGAGAAGAACAGAGCGCAUUUAAACGGACAGAACGCCAACCUCUGGCGCGUAUACCUUCAAACAUACGGGCUUCGUAUGGCGAUAGCAGGCAUGUUCAAACUCACCGCUGACAUGUUGCAGUUUGUUGGACCACUAUGUAUCAGUGGAAUAGUCAACUUUGUCACAGAUGCACUUUACGUCACAUCCGGUGAAAAGAAGAUGAUCCCUAGUCCUCACCAUGUGACUGUGACGGAGUUCCUGGCCAAUGGGUAUGUCCUGGUAGGCUGCAUCACAGUAUCAGCAUUUGCAAGACACACCUUUGAUCAGACAUAUUACUUCUGGACCGCAGUAGAAGGAGUUCAUAUAAAGUCAGCUAUCCAGAGUUUGGUGUACGAAAAAUCGCUCAGACUGUCAACAUAUGCCAUGUCAGGUGGUAUGAUGUCAAUGGGUCAGGUGACCAAUCACAUGUCUGUGGAUGCAACCAAUCUUCAAUUCUUCUUCAACUUCGGCAAUGAGCUUUGGAUAAUACCAAUACGGAUUGCACUCACACUUGUUCUACUCUACAUGCAGCUAGGUGCCCCAUCCCUGAUAGGUUCUUCUUUGUUCUUCAUUGUAAUACCAAUUCAAAUAUUCAUAGCAACAGCAACUGCAAGAUUUACAAAAGAAGUGUUGAUUCGUUCCGAUAAACGAUUGAAAAGUUCAAAUGAGUUACUAGAAGGCAUCAAGGUACUAAAGCUCUACGGAUGGGAGCGAUUGUUUGAAGAAGGCAUCAAGAAGUUGAGAGCAUAUGAGCUCGACAAACUUUUUCAAGUUUAUUCACUAUCGGCAAUAAAUUUUGUUACGAAUUCGGGAACUCCUAUCCUUGUAAAUUUACUGUCGUUCACUACGUACACAGCCAUAACGGGAAAUGUUUUAGCUCCAGACGUAGCAUUUUCCUCACUCUCUUUCUUUAACAACCUGACAUCGCCUAUGUUUAUAUUCCCCUACGUCAUAAGUCUUUUUGUGAACGCUCACGUGAGCACCAAGAGGCUUCAGUCUUACUUCAGUGGACCGGAAGUUGAAGGUAGUCCCCUCAAUGACUUGCCCAAUGGUAGUACAGAUUAUGAUCAGAUGUCUGUGUCAGUCCGACGCUGUCGUUCAAAGGAUCAGACGAAUUCUAAGGGGGACGAGCUUGAAAUUGAAUCUUCUAGGCUGCUGGAUAGCCAUGGAAACGGUGGAUCGAAUUACGGAUCAAUGCAAAAGUCGUCAUCCUCAUUGCCAUCUGAUGUUGCCAUUAGGAUAACUAACGGAAGUUACACUUGGGAUCCGUAUUCCACAGCACCUAUCAUUAGAGAUCUCAAUAUUGACAUUCCGGCAGGUCAACUUACAGUGGUGAUAGGAACUGUUGGAAGUGGCAAGUCCUCCUUGUUACAAGCUAUAAUGGGAGAGAUGACGACGCUGCGUGGCAAUAUCAAUAUCAGGGAAGGAUCGAAAACUGCUUUUAGUCCCCAGAAGGCGUGGUUAAUCAAUGCAACACUGAAGGAAAACAUAUUAUUUGGAACUGAAAAUGAUAAAACCAAGUACCAGAAAGUUGUAGAUGCGUGUGCUCUUGGUCCAGAUAUCGCGAUGUUACCUGGAGGAGAUCAUACAGAGAUUGGUGAGAAAGGUAUCAACCUGAGUGGUGGACAGAAACAGCGAGUCAGUGUAGCUAGGACCAUGUAUUCUGACAGAGAUAUCGUCAUAUUGGACGAUCCUUUGUCGGCCCUCGACAUGCAUGUUGGUGCUCAUCUCUUCGAGAAUGGUAUCCUCAAGAUUCUCAAGAAACAGAAACGAACCAUUAUCCUCGUCACCCAUCAAUUACAGUAUUUACCAGAGGCUGAUAAGAUCAUCGUUAUGAAGGAUGGUCAGAUUGAACUCCAGGGUGACCCGGAAGAAAUUGCCAAGGCUGACCCUUCACUGUGUGCUGAUUGGCAGAGAGCUCUGCGGGUAUUUAGUGAAUCAGAGGCUGAGUUAUCGGGAAAUGAAUCGGAAGCUCUUCAGGAGGAGAGGUUAUCACUCAAGAAACAAGUCGCUAAGUUACAACAGACAACGAUUUUAUCCACAGAGUCGUCCCAAAAUGAAAAUGCCGAGACAGAAAAGGGGCGACUCAUAGUUAAAGAAGACCAAGAGACAGGAUCGGUAGAAUCCAGGAUCUACUUCUUCUACUUUAAAUCAAUGAAUUACUGGGUAACAUUGGGUAUAUUAGUGACGGUGGCAGCAAGGGCAGGUACCCAGAUUGGUAGUAAUUUCUUUCUUGCCGAUUGGUCUGAGAUUAGCGUUACUACUAACGAUACACAGGAAAUCCUAGACCAGACGAAUUUUUACAUCACAUAUUACAGCGUGUUGUCAGCUUUGACCAUUCUCAUGAGGAUCUGUUCCAUCAUCUUCAUCACUGCUGGUGCUUACCUUGCUGCUAAGUCACUUCAUAUCAAGAUGCUUGAUAAUAUUAUCUCUAUACCGAUGAGGUUCUUUGACACAACACCAACUGGAAGAUUCAUGAAUAGGUUGUCAUUUGAUACCCAAAUGAUUGAUCAGAGGAUUAUUCAGAGUAUAAGGAUGUUCAUCAAUACACUAUCGAUGGUUUUAUCGUCUUUGAUCGUCAACAUAGCUGUCAACAUCUACUUCAUUAUCUUUGUCAUCCCAACCGUUAUCACCUUCAUCGUACUGCUGGUUUACUACUUGAAAACGUCAAGAGAGCUCCAGCGUUGUGAAAGUGUUACACGAUCACCGAUCUUCUCUCAUUUUUCAGAGACCCUUGGAGGACUGCCCACAAUAAGAGCAUAUCAGGACGAGAAGAGAUUCUUCAAGAUUUCUCAAGAAAGAAUCUUGGUCAACAAUAGAGUGUUUCUCUACCUUGUCGCAGCUCAGAGAUGGGUUGCUAUACGACUUGACUACCUUGGAGCACUCAUAGUAACGGUCUCCAGCCUAACUGUCCUGAUAGGGGCAUUUUAUCUUGGUAUCGAUGUGAGCUACGUGGGACUGGCCAUAUCUUAUUCACUUGAGAUUGCGCUAUACUUAAACCGAAACGUAAGGGCAGCUGCUGACAUUGAACUACAAAUGAAUGCGGUAGAAAGAGUGCAGUACUAUAUAGAAGUACCUUCAGAAGAUUAUACAGGUGACGAUCCUCCUGAUGAGUGGCCGACAGAGGGUAAGAUUAAAGUAGACAACAUACACGUCAGGUAUGGAGAAGAACUAGAUACGGUGCUGAAAGGACUAUCUCUGUCUAUUCCGGCUCAAUCAAAGAUUGGUAUCUGUGGACGUACUGGGAGUGGCAAGUCCUCUUUGACUCUCGCACUCUUUCGAAUGAUACAAACCUGUAAAGGCCGUAUCAUCAUCGACGGAAUCGACAUCGCUACCGUACCUCUCCGCACACUUCGACAGCGACUUUCCAUUAUCCCACAAGAUGCCUUCCUCUUUACGGGAACUAUCAGGAAUAAUUUGGAUCCAACUAGUGUAAAAGGUGAUACAGACUUAUGGCAAGCUCUUGAGAUUGCGCAACUGAAAGAUGUAGUACAACAGUUAGACGGUGGUUUAGAUUACGAAGUAACUGAAGGAGGUGAUAACUUCAGCGUAGGUCAGCGUCAACUAUUUUGCCUUGCACGAGCUUUCCUGAGAAACUCCAGGAUAGUCAUCAUGGAUGAAGCUACUGCAUCGAUAGAUCAAGAAACGGAUAGUAUACUACAAGAUGCAGUGGCUGAUACAUUUCAAGAUCGAACUGUCCUCACAAUAGCGCAUCGUGUUGGCACAAUUCUUGACUCCGAUACCAUCCUUACUCUACAAGAGGGCAAGAUAAUUGAGUUUGACUCUCCCACUGUGCUUCUAGAGAGGGAACACAGUGUGUUUGCAUCGCUGGUCAAAGCCGGGAAAUAAUGUAAUCAGGGCGUGAUGUACAACUUGCAUUGGAAUAGGAUACACAAAGGGCUGCUUGAUUAAAUUAAAAUGUGAAAUACGGUAUAUGACGAAAAUUAAUAAAUGUUCUUGAAGGAAUAGAGACAGACAGUUUCAUUUGGAAAUGUUAUGAAAUUGAUGAUUUAUUCACCGACUUGCAAGUUUUCUCACGUUCUUCUCGGAAAAACGGGUCGGGUCUGUGAUCUUACAGUGUCGCCACACAUGAUAAUUGUAUACUGAACUGAAAUUUAUUUAAGAUAUAAGCACCGAAGACCUAGACGGGAUUUCGUCACAGUUUUAUGGUUUAUUAUAUGAAUGUGUAAUUUGUUAAUUUGAACAUCUAUAUUUGUGUUUUUAUAUCGACAUAAUAUUGAAAGCACAAACCCACAAGAAUAGCUGAUCAAAAGAGAAAAGUGAGUAGACCCUUUACAAACCAUUGGCCAUUUUUUCUAACAAAGUGUUUUUGAUCCCAAAAUUAAAGUUGAAUAUACCCUACUUACUUGUUUUGAUUUUAAGGGCUCCAGUGGAACCGCGUGUCAAACAGAAAGUCUUAGGGCAAAGUAUAUGAAUAAUUUAACAAAAUCUGUAUUUUCUCUUUCUCUUUUCAUGUAUCAUGACAUGUUUUAAUUAUGGCUUUUUAAACAAUGCGUGUUUUUUUUUUAGAUCUAUUUGCAAUUUAUGCAUUUGUAAAAAAAAAAAGGUAAUCAAGUAUGAACCACUAUCCUUUCCAUUUAAUGAAAAUGAAUAUAUUAAGAACAACUGAUGUAAGGUUUGAAUAUUUUGGACAAUUGUGAAUGUUUUAAUACUAAUUGCAUAAUCAUUGAAAUUAUUAUACCAAAGAUAUCUGGUGAACAUUACUUCGAACAUUCCAAUUAAAAUAAUUCUAUAACCGGUGUUUGUGUAUCUUGAUCGUUGUACAAUUAAUAAUCUGAAAAGAGGCUUUAUUUUUUAAGGCUGAAAUUGAUAUCUACAUAGGGCAUGAACCUAAUGAUUAAAACCCGGACUGAGUUGAUAAUUCAUGCACAAUAUAUGGCUUAUUAUAUUCACUCGCGUUCGUAAUCACUCGCGUCGGGUUGGUAAUCACACGCGUUUUUGAUUUUGGGCGAUUUUUUUUUUUUCGGUGCGAUUUUUUUUCUAACGGUAUCUUCAAUGGGACAAACGUACUGAAAAAAAUAAAAUGAAAUUGUAAUUCGAGUUUCGUUUUAUUUUAAGCUGGUAAGUGCCUUAAAUAAAACGUUCUCGACCACUGUUUUAAGAUAACAAGCAAAUUUUGACUACUGUUUUAACAUAAUCACAUUCCACAUCUUAAAUCUUAGAGCCAUAGGCGGCGGAAGCGGGGGGGGGGGGGGCUCCCCCUAAAAAAAAGAGAGAGGGGGGGGGGGGAGAAAGGAAGGGAAAGAGAAAGAAAGAAAGAAAAAAGACAGACAGAAAGAAAGAAGCAAGGAAAAAAGGAGAAAGAAAGGAGAAAAGGAAUAAAGAAGAAAAAGGAGGAAAGGCUACUCUCGAUUUAGCUUUGCCUUUGGAGGAUUUUCCUGAAGUCUGUGGUAUUCUUUAUAAAGCAUAGUGAGGUGCUACAAUUUCAUAAUAUCACUAUUUAUUUGCUUCUUCCUUUCUUUGUGAAUUAUUCUACACUAACGUAAAAAUAAGGGAGGAAAAAAGUGCUGAAGAAGAAAAGCAAGAAGGAGGAGGAGAAGUAGAAGAAGAAAAAAGAAGAUGGAGGACAUAAGGGGGUAAAAAUAAAAUUAAAAAGAGAAAAUUGAGGAGAGGAUGUAGAAGAAGAGAAAGAGAAGAUAACAUAAGGGGAAGACUGAGAAGAGAAAAGGAAGAAGUGAGAAGGGAGAUGAACAAUAAGGACAAAUACAGAG